AUGAUGCGACGACUCUCGUUGCGAACGACCUUAAGCCUUGUCGUCCUGCCGCUCGCUGCGGCCAUCUACAUCAAUGGCUCUGUCAUCGCUCCGUGCGACUCGCCCCUGUAUUGUUAUGGUGAAGUCCUUAAAGCCAUUGAACUCGCGCGGCCGUUUGUUGACUCGAAAACCUUUGUCGACAUGCCGACGAUUAAGCCCCUCGAAGAAGUGCUCGCCGCCUUCCAGUCUUUGCCCCAUCCCCUAUCCAACUCUUCAGAACUCCAAGCUUUCCUUGCCGAGUACUUCGCCCCAGCAGGCGGAGAACUCGAAGAGGUUCCUCGGUCCGAGCUCACGACGGAGCCAACUUUCCUCACCAAGGUCUCUGACCCCGUCAUUCGCGAGUUCACAGGCAAAGUAAUCGACAUCUGGCCAGAUCUAACCCGCCGAUAUGCCGGGCCAGGUGCAGGCAACUGCAGCACUUGCGCCAACAGCUUCAUCCCUGUGAACCGGACCUUCGUCGUGGCGGGAGGCAGAUUUCGUGAGCCGUAUUAUUGGGAUUCAUACUGGAUCAUUGAGGGCCUGCUGCGUACGGGCGGCAGCUUCGUCCAAAUUGCGAGGAAUAUUAUCGAGAACUUUUUGGAUCUGGUGGAGACUAUCGGGUUUGUGCCGAAUGGAGCUAGGGUGUAUUAUCUCAACAGGUCGCAGCCGCCGUUACUGACGCUCAUGGUUAAGACGUACGUCGACUACACAAAUGAUACGUCUUUGCUGGAUCGGGCUGUGCCACUGCUGCUGAGGGAGUAUACUUUUUGGACGACGAACCGCAGCGUUGAGGUCCCUGCGCCGAAUGGCAAGACGUACACGCUGCAUCGUUAUGCGGUCAACAACAACCAGCCAAGGCCCGAGUCCUUUAGGGAGGACUGGAUCACGGCGAACAACGAGUCGUACUAUGCCAACAGCGGCAUCAUCUACCCCGUGCACAAGCCACUUACUGAUGUCGAGAAGGCCACGCUCUACGCCAAUCUUGCCAGUGGUGCCGAGUCGGGAUGGGAUUACUCCUCUCGCUGGCUGCGUACCCCCUCUGACGCAGCGCGCGACGUCUACUUCCCCCUGCGCUCGCUCAACGUGCGCGAACUAGUCCCCGUCGACCUGAACUCAAUACUCUACCAGAACGAAAUCAUCCUCUCUGAGUUCCUGCACCAGACCGGCAAUGCCACAGGCGCAGAACACUUCGCCUCCCUAGCCCGCGCCCGCUCCGAGGCAAUGUAUACGCUCAUGUGGAACCACACACACUGGUCCUACUUCGACUACAAUCUGACCUCCUCCAGCCAGCACAUCUUCUCCCCCGUCGAUGACGACACAACCCCCGAAGAACAACAGGGCGUCCAAUCCCGCAAGCAUCAACAGGUGCUGUUCACCCCGGCCCAGCUCUACCCCUUCUGGACGGGCGCAGCCCCCAUCCAUCUCAAAAACAACCCCCUCGCCGUGCUGAAUGCGUUCUCCCGCGUCACACAUCUACUCAACCUGAACCCUGGAGCUGUCCCAGCAUCCAACUAUCUAUCGGGCCAACAAUGGGACGAGCCCAACGUCUGGCCGCCCCUCCAACACAUUCUCAUCUCCGCGCUGCUCUCCACACCGGCAACCUUUGGUCCCUCGGACCCAUCCUACCUCGCUGUGCGACAACUCGCUCUUCGCCUAGCCCAACGAUACCUCGACUCGACAUUCUGCACGUGGUGGGCCACAGGCGGAUCGACCUCCGAGACGCCUCGGAUCGAAGGGCUGAGCGAGGAUAAGCAGGGCGUUAUGUUCGAGAAGUAUUCGGAUGACAAGACGAGUGUGGCGGGCGGCGGGGGUGAAUAUGAGGUUGUGGAGGGGUUUGGGUGGACAAAUGGGGUGUUAAUUUGGGUUGUGGAGCGGUUUGGGACGGGAUUUAUGGGGGAGCUGGAGUUGAAGAGGCCGGUUUGUGACUUCCAGUGGGAUGAAUGGGGAGGGAAGAGACCUGAGGGAAGGAGGAAGAGGCAUGCGGCUUUGGGGGAAAAGGGACGGAUUGCGAAGGGGAGGGAGCCGAGGAGUGCGGUUGAGCUGGAUAAGUGGGAUGCUAAGUGGGUAAAGAAGUUUGGGAGAGGGAGAAAAGUAAGAAGUAAUGAGGAGUAA
Thermochaetoides thermophila DSM 1495 is the source of this 2130-nucleotide messenger RNA. Its product is annotated as trehalase-like protein. The transcript has 2 exons. The record is from RefSeq and is a predicted model, not a curated record. Gene Ontology annotation, molecular function: alpha,alpha-trehalase activity. The coding region runs from base 1 to 2130 and encodes 709 amino acids. NCBI's taxonomy places the organism in Eukaryota, Fungi, Ascomycota, Sordariomycetes, Sordariales, Chaetomiaceae. Gene Ontology annotation, biological process: trehalose catabolic process.